AGUUGCUGCAAACGAUAUAUUUCGCGCAAUUUUCAACUGGCUAAUGUUUCAGAUGAGAGAAGACUGAUGUCAGAGUGAAACUGGCGUUACAUUUGUCUGAUUCUCUUGAUUUAAGCGUGACAGAUAUAGAGUACGUUAACUGCUGAAGGCGUGCUGAAAGUGGCGACGUGGCUCCGUUCAUAUAAUGGAUGAGAAGGAGGCGAAUUCACAGAGGCUGAAAGCAGCUAUUCACUACACGGUCGGCAGACUCUGUCAGCAGGCAGCCGCAGACCAUGAGAGAGAAUUCAGCCGGCAAGCGAUAGCAGCUCUCGCAGAAAUCACAUUCCGGCAGUGUGAUAUUUUUGCCACAGACCUGGAAGCGUUUGCGAGACACGCCAAACGACAGACCGUUACAGCGGACGACGUAAAACUUCUAGCAAGAAGGAGCGCUGCACUGUCAAACUAUAUCCAGCAGAAGAGUGAGGAACUAGCGCAAAACAAUCAGGAACAGAAGGAGAGGAGGAAGAAGAACGCUGCCAAGAGGAAGACUAAGAGCUCAACAGAGAAUGAGGCUGAUAUGGCAAUGGAGCCCUAGGACAAAAGUGAGAGUGUCAUUACCUGACAGGUUGAAGAGAACUGAAUCUUAUUAGCACACAAUAUUUACUAUAUAUGGUCAGUUAUUUUUCUUGAGGAAACUUAAUAUGAAGAGAAAUGAGGAAUGUCAAUUAACUACUCACAGACAUGAAUCCAGGUUGUUUUUUAUUGUAAUACAGAAUGUGCAAAACAUGUUUUCACUGUCUGUGAAUGUAAGAAAUUGUGACUGUAUAAAACACUGAUUCUUGUUAUAAAAUAGCUGAAUGCCAAGACAUUUGGUAUACUUACAAUUAAGACCUGCAUGCUUUCAUAUUCACAGAUACCACAAUGUCUAGACUGUUUU
This is a messenger RNA of Pygocentrus nattereri (red-bellied piranha), 916 nucleotides long. It is a transcript of the gene cenps, whose product is annotated as centromere protein S. Lineage: Eukaryota; Metazoa; Chordata; Actinopteri; Characiformes; Serrasalmidae. Gene Ontology annotation, molecular function: chromatin binding; protein heterodimerization activity. Bases 185 to 574 code for a protein of 129 amino acids. Gene Ontology annotation, biological process: replication fork processing; resolution of meiotic recombination intermediates. The record is from RefSeq and is a predicted model, not a curated record. The transcript is spliced from 5 exons. Gene Ontology annotation, cellular component: Fanconi anaemia nuclear complex; FANCM-MHF complex.